AUGCCCAAUCUUCCUGAUAUCCGCGAUGAGAUACUCAAAGACAAUGCCAAAUGCAUCAUCAUCAGAAUAAAAUCAGAAGGGUCGGAGCACUGCCGGGACACUGCUUACAGAAUUGUUGGUGAAGUUUUCCUGGACUGGAAACAGGACAACUGUAACUUGUUUCUCGCUAUCCAAGUAUGGCGGAUUUUUGUCAACGUUGAUGUCAAUCGCGACAACUACAACUACGACACGGCGCACAAGGACCAGACCGUUCUUCCCGUAUAUGUACUCCGAAGGCACAGGGAGAAUUGGAAUCUUAUCCGAUGGCCCCAAGAGGAUAGGUCCGUGGCUGUGCAGUUAGCGGAACUGCAUCGGGUUACUGGAUAUGGUUUGGAGAUCUCAUUCUACGAAAACCACAACUCGCAUGUUGGGCACGCCAAUCCGCGCGAGCAUCUCAAGUGA
Molecule: messenger RNA, 441 nt
Organism: Aspergillus piperis CBS 112811
Lineage: Eukaryota; Fungi; Ascomycota; Eurotiomycetes; Eurotiales; Aspergillaceae
Exons: 1
Coding region: 1-441 (146 amino acids)
Source: RefSeq, a predicted model, not a curated record